Molecule: messenger RNA, 2001 nt
Organism: Enterospora canceri
Lineage: Eukaryota; Fungi; Microsporidia; Enterocytozoonidae
Source: the annotation of a GenBank genome assembly
AUGUCCUAUGAUAAAAUCCAAGUCACCUCAAUUGACCUACUGAACCAGGACAACCCAGUCACCCGUGACACCGUCAAACAGCUCUUCCUCGACUUCAUCCGCCACUUCCGCAACGAGUCGACCUGCUACUACGCCAACCUCUUCAAUGGCACCAGCCUGGUCGUGCGCCUGGAGCACAUCAACGCCUUCAGCCCCGUCCUCUACAACGAGCUGCAGAAGAAUCCACUUGAGACGGCCUCUGCCUUUGAGGAGGCAGCCUCUGCUGAAAAAGGUGGGCCAGCGGGAGUCGAACUCAUCUCGUCCCAGAAUGCGGUGGCAAUCCGUGACAUCAAGGGAGUCAGGGCGAAUAGAAUUGUGAGAAUGAGGGGAAUUGUUGUUUCGGCUGCCUCACCCGAGGUGCGCCCGACUGAGCUGCUGAUCGAGUGCCGCUCGUGCAGCGAGACGCAGCGCGUGACGGACUUCGUCCCUCGGCGCUGCUCGAACCGAAACGGGAAGGAGUGUCCGACUGAUCCAUUUCUGGUGGUGACUGAGAAGUCGAAGGGCGUUGACUCGCAGCUGAUCAAAGUGCAGGAGGAGUUUGAGGAGACACCUGCUGGUGAGACGCCUCGUCACCUUUCGGUGGUGAUGGAGGGCGUCCUGGUGAACAGGGCUCUUCCUGGCCGCCCACUUUCUGUGACUGGGGUGGUCUGCGUGAGAACGAGCAGAAGGAACGAGAGUUGGACGGUGCUGCACUGCCUGGGAAUCGAGGAGGAGUCGAGGACGAGGAGGGCGGCCUUCUCUGAGGAGGAGAGGGCGCACUUUCUGCGACUGAGCAAAUCGGGUGGAAUUGGCCAAAGGGUGGCCAACUCAGUUGCACCGGGAAUCUACGGAAUGGAGGACGUGAAGAAGGCGAUUGCGUGCCAGCUCUUUGGUGGAGUUGCAAAGAGGGGCGGAGACGGAAUACGCCUGCGAGGGGAGAUGAACGUGCUGCUUCUGGGCGACCCGGGGAUAGCGAAGAGCCAGCUGCUCAAGUUCGCAGAGGCGGCCUCGCCAAUUGGCGUCUACGCCAGCGGAAAGGGAAGCAGCGCGGCCGGGCUGACUGCCGCGGUGAUCCGCGACAGGGGAGGCGGCUUCCGACUCGAAGGAGGCGCCCUCGUUCUCGCUGACGGCGGCAUCUGCUGCAUCGACGAAUUCGACAAAAUGGGCGAGACCGAUCGAGUCGCAAUCCACGAGGCCAUGGAGCAGCAGACCGUCUCAAUCAGCAAGGCGGGGAUCACGACGGUGCUGAAGACGCGUUCGGCCGUUCUGGCGGCCGCAAACCCGGCUUUCGGCAGAUUCGACGACCACAGGAGCGUGGCCGAGAACGUCGACUUUGGAUCGACCAUUUUGAGCAGAUUCGACCUGAUUUUCAUUUUGAGGGACGAGCACAGCGAGGGAGACCGAAAGAGGGCGCAAUUCGUGUUGGAGCAGCACUGUCGCAGGCAGAAGAAGGUCGACGACUCGACAAUGACGGUGGCUGAGCUGAGAGACUACGUCUCAUUUUGUAGGGCAAAUUGUAGUCCAAUUCUGUCACAGGGGGCAUCGAGGAUGUUGGGCUCGUUCUACGUCGAAGCAAGGAGCAGUGUCGCAGCAGGGGGAUCGGUGGUGCCAAUCACAGUCAGGCAGCUCGAGGCGAUCAUCAGAGUGAGCGAGGCAUUGGCCAGGAUGGAGAUGGGAGCCCAGGUCAGCGUGGAGCACGUGGAGGAGGCAAUCAGGCUGUUUCAGGGCAGUACGAUGAAUGCAGUGAGUAGUGGCCACAGGGUGGAAGGAAUGGGAAGAAGGAGAGCAGGAGUGGGUGUGAUGAAGGCAGUGGAUCGGAUAAUUGCGAUGGUGCCAGUUGGAGGCAGCAGGAGGGUGAAAGAGGUGAUUGAUCAGAUUGACAUGGAUGAGGGGGUGGUGAAACAGGCAAUAGACUACCUGGUGAAGAAGAACAGGAUUAUUGAGAAGGAGCAUGGGAGAAUGAUAAUACGAGAGAGGUAUUAG